GGUCCAUGGAAUGAAGCGCUGCUCCACCCCCGCCCCUCUCCACCUGCCGCUUGCCGCUCCUCUCCAGUCUGUUCGCCGCCAGGGAGCAGUGUCGCUGUCCUUUCCAUCCGGCCGCGGGAAGCAGCUCAGCCUGUGGAAAGAGCGUUGGAAAGAUGUUGGCAACUAAAAGGGGUGGUGAUAGUCUUACAAGAAGCUCAGAUGAGAGUAAAAGAACCAGGUCAUUGGUUUCAGGUGACUCAAAUUGGUACCCUGAUGAAGGUAUCUGGAGUGGCCUGGGUAAAGAAAGGUGUUUUGAGAUUGUCCAAAAGUGUUGUCUCGCUUGCUUUGUCAGAUGGGGAUACAGUGCUAUUUUCGUGCUCUGGCAUAGCUAUAAAAUUCAUGAUGAAUGCUACAAGGUUUCUGACUUCAGCAAGUUUGGUUCGAGCUUUCGAGAGUUAUAAAGACAAAAACCAUAAUAACCUUAAGAUUGAAGUGCGCCAUGAAGGAAAAGUCGCCACUGGAUUUCUGAAGGAAUCUGAUUUGGACCUUGAGAUUGCUAUUGUCCACAUCGAUUCCUCCUUUGAUGUUCGUCCCGUAUUUCUCUAUCAUUGGAAUCAAUUUAUGCCCUAUUGCGAUGUAGUAUCAUUAGGGCGUGACACAUCAGGCAAAUUAAUGGCCAUAACUGGGAAGCUUACUCGUGACCGGAGUGGAUCUAAUGAAAGUGAAUAUCUUAUGUUCUCUUCUUGUAAAUUAUCUGAGGUUUGGGAAGGUGGCCCUCUUUUUAGUUAUGAUGGGGAGUUUGUUGGCAUGAACCUUGUUCCAAGUAUGAAAAAAUCAUUUUUCUUGCCCACGAGUUUGAUUAUUGAACGGCUGCAGCAUUUCUGGACAUCUCUGGAAAGGAAUGCAUUUCUGACACGGGUAAAAGAGUUAAAGAAAUUGAGGGUUGGAGAACUGACAGAUGAUACACAGGACUCACAAUCUGAAGGUGCUCCGAACAAGGAUCAUCUAGAAGUGGUGGGCUAUCCCAAGCCAACUGGCACUGGCAGUGGAAUGAAAUUGGUUUAUACUUUCGAAGAGCCUUUUGGUGAUGUUUACCAAGAUGGUAUCUGGAAGAAACUUGGUAAAAGAUUUUGUCGGAAGAUAUGUCGAAGUGUUGUCUCCCUUGCUUCAUUUACUGGAGAUACAAGGUAUUUUGCAUGUUCUGGAAUUUUUAUUGACUGGGAUGGUAAAUGCCGAGACAAUGAAUGCCAGAUUAUUCUGACUUCGGCGAGCUUAGUUAGAAAUCCUGAUUAUCCCUAUGAUGAUGGAGACAAGAUUGUUGAAGGAUUGAGUAUUGAAGUGCGUCUUCCGAGCAACAGACGAAGAGAAGGGACGUUAAUACAUUACAAUUUGCAAUAUAAUGUUGCUUUAGUCAGUGUCCAAGAAUUCUGUGCUGUCCCUCUAGCCAUUUCUAAACACGGGUCACUAAUUUGUUCUUCUAAGUUAGUAGCUGCUGUUGGGCGUUGCUUCAAAUCAAAUGAUUUGAUGGCUUCAAGUGGGCAACUGGUUCCCUCCUGGUCGGGUCAAUUUGAUUGCAAAAAGCUUCAUUACUCUACAUGUCGUAUCACUAAGGCCGGGAUUGGAGGGCCCCUUGUUGAUUAUGAUGGGAAUUUUAUUGGCAUGAACUUUUAUGAUCCAAAAAUGGGCACCCCGUUUCUGUUUUGUGAUGAUAUUGUUGAUAUCCUGGAUUGUUUUAAGAAAAGGACUGGUGCUGAAAUUGACAGUUUCCGUGUUGAUGGAGAUGACACUGUUUUUGUGAACAGCUGGCCAGUGCCUCCUCCAUAUUGGAGGUGUCCAGGUGAUCCAGAUGGUUUUAGCGAAUAUGAGCGUAAAGUCCUAGCCAGCGGCCGCAAGUUUAACUACUAUGAUGGGCGGGUUUGCAAGUAGUACCCUGCCGAACUGCUGUCUCGUGUCUUAGCUGGUGAAACUUGUUUGAGUUGGCUUUCAUAAUUAUGUUUGAACCUAUGUUUGUUGUUUCUUUUUGUAAGACUGAACAAUCUAUUACUAUUUAUUGUUCCUGGAGUCUACAGAGUUUGUAAGCUUGUAAGGACUUGGUUGGUGUACACUUAGUGUUUAUUUGUUGGUUGGUGUCUGCUUGUUAUCGAGUGAAAAUGAGCUGUCGUGGCCUUUACUGCAACAA
This is a messenger RNA of Panicum virgatum (switchgrass), 2158 nucleotides long. RefSeq lists its product as uncharacterized. The coding region runs from base 199 to 1905 and encodes 568 amino acids. The transcript is spliced from 15 exons. The record is from RefSeq and is a predicted model, not a curated record. NCBI's taxonomy places the organism in Eukaryota, Viridiplantae, Streptophyta, Magnoliopsida, Poales, Poaceae.